AUGACAACAGGAGAAAAGGAAUUUCAGUGUUUUGGAAGUGACAAUGGCUUUACACUAAAGUCCAAACCACAUAUACAUAAGAGAAGGUUCAAGGGAGAGAAGCCAUAUCAUUGUUCUAAAUGUGACAAAACUUUUACACGCAAGAGAGACCUUAUGGUACACCAAAGAGUUCACACUGGAGAGAAGCCAUAUCAGUGUUCUGAAUGUGAUAAAGCUUUUACAGUGAAGUCACAUCUUAUCACACACCAGAGGAUUCACACUGGAGAGAAGUCAUAUCAGUGUUCUGAAUGUGAUAAAGCUUUUACACAGAAGUCAAAUCUUAUCACACACCGGAGGAUUCACACUGGAGAGAAGUCAUAUCAGUGUUCUGAAUGUGAUAAAGCUUUUACUCAGAAGUCAAGUCUUAUCACACACCAGAGGGUUCACACUGGAGAGAUAUAUCAGUGUUCUGAGUGUGAUAAAGCUUUUACUCAGAAGUCAAGUUUUAUCAGACACCAGAGGAUUCACACUGGAGAGCUAUAUCAGUGUUCUGAAUGUGAUAAAGCUUUUACUCAGAAAUCACAUCUUAUCACACACCAGAGGAUUCACACUGGAGAGAAGCCAUAUCAGUGUUCUAAAUGUGAUAAAGCUUUUACUCAUAAGUCACAUCUUAUCAGACACCAGAGGAUUCACACUGGAGAGAAGUCCUUUUAA
Molecule: messenger RNA, 693 nt
Organism: Staurois parvus
Lineage: Eukaryota; Metazoa; Chordata; Amphibia; Anura; Ranidae
Source: the annotation of a GenBank genome assembly